UUAGCCCAUAGAUUUCCUUCUAAAAAUGCAGACCCAUUUUAAUUAAAUUUGGGGAGGGCAAUUCCUCCCUGGACUUCAUUUUGGCUCCUGGAAAACACUAGCAAGAUGGGAAUCAUGGCUGUGCUCAUGCUGCCUCUGCUCCUUCUGGCAAUCAGUGGAAUCCUCUUCAUCUACCAAGAAGUUUCCAGGCUGUGGUCAAAGUCGACAGUCCAGAACAAAGUGGUUGUGAUCACUGAUGCCAUCUCAGGGCUAGGCAAGGAAUGUUCUCGACUGUUUCAUGCUGGUGGUGCCAGGUUGGUACUAUGUGGCAAGAAUUGGGAGAAGCUAGAAAUCUUGUAUGAUGCACUUAUUAGUGUGGCAGACCCAAGCAAGACAUUUACACCAAAGCUUGUUCUCUUGGAUCUCUCAGACAUCAGCUGUGUCCAGGAUGUAGCUAAAGAAAUCUUAGAUUGCUAUGGCUGUGUAGAUAUUCUUAUUAACAAUGCAAGCAUGAAACUGAAAGGCCCUGCACAGAAUAUCUCCCUGGAGCUUGACAAAAAGAUUAUGGAUGUCAACUACUUUGGACCUAUCACAUUGACCAAAGCCCUACUUCCCAACAUGAUCUCCCGAAGAACAGGCCAGAUUGUAUUGGUCAGUAACAUUCAGGGGAGAUUUGGAAUUCCACUUCGAACUGCAUAUGCUGCUUCAAAACAUGCUGCCCAGGGAUUUUUUGAUUGUCUCAGAGCAGAAGUGGAGGAAUUUGAAGUGGUCAUUAGCACUGUGAGCCCAACUUUCAUCAGAUCUUACCACAUGUAUACAGAGCCAAGGAACUGGGAAGCUUCCAUCUGGAAAUUCUUUUUUAGGAAGUUUGCCUAUGGGGUACACCCUGUGGAAGUAGCUGAAGAAGUGAUGAAGACAAUAAGACGAAAGAAGCAGGAGGUUUUCAUAGCCAACCCCAUCCCCAAGGCUGCCAUCUACAUUCGCACCUUUUUUCCAGAAUUCUUUUUUGCUGUGGUGGCCUGUGGAGUCAAGGAGAAAUUAAGUGUCCCAGAGGACAGCAACACCUCUGCCAUCUAGCUGCUAGCUCCCUGGAACCUCUCAGUGAAUUGACAUCUGUCUCUUAUGGCCAAAUCCUUGGGAAUUAAGCCAACUAUACCUUGUAUUUGCCUGACUGGCUCAGAAUCACAAAACCAAAAAGAUCUCAAAGUCAUCUUGUCCAACCUCUACUUUACAAUAUAAUCUGACAUCCCUCCUUCAUUUGAUUACUUCUAGUAAGCAAGAACCCCUCCCUUAUAAAACAAGCAUAUUCUACUCUGGAAUAGAUGUAACCAAUUGUUAGAAAGUUUUUUCCUAUAUCAAGCCAAAAUCUGCCUUUUCUGUUAUUUCCAUCUGUUGCUCCUAGAAGAAGCAAAAAAGGAGAUUUGGAGGAAUCAAGAAUUGUGAAGAACAAAAAAUGAGAUCUUGGGAGGAGUAGGGCUAAGACAAGUCUGGAAAAAGUUAGAGAUUUAUAAAUGAGGGCCAAACUCAAGAAGAAAGUAGAAUAUUCUCACCAGGAAAGGAGAACUCAAGAUGAAGUGGAAAACAGUAGGACACAAGAAUAAGUUAACAACCCAAGAAUAAGAAGUGAAGAGAAAGAAGAAAAAUAAAGAAUGAGAAGGAAUCAAAAGGGAAGUUUCAAGGAGAGGGAGAUAAGGUUUGGACAAAUUUACCAGUAAGUAGUAAAAAUCUUUGCUUAAAACCUCAUGUAAAUCAUUUAAGGACCUCUACUGAACUUUUGUACAAUGUGAUUAAGAAACUUCACCUUACAUCGAGCCUAAAUUUGCCUCUUUAUAAUUAGAAUUUUAUUCAACAAACAUUUAUUGAGCACAUAUUAUGGGCAAGGCACUGUGCAAGGCACUGGAACUCCAAACAGCAAUGACGACAACCCAAAAAUGAAAUUAUCUCUGAUCUCAAGGAUUUUGCAUGGACUUUCCUGGUUCUGUCUUUUGAGUCUAAACAGCAUAAAACCAAUUCCUAUUUCAGAUGAAAACUCUUCCAAUACUAGAAGACAGACAUAUUCCCCCAUCUUCUCUUCUCCAGGUUAUACCUUACCAGUUCUUUUAUCAGUUCUCAAAAGCACUUUACAAACCCGGUUGCUCUCCUCUGAAUGUUCUCCAAUUUGCCAAUGUCCUUCCUAAAAUGUGGUACCCAUACAAUAUUCCAGAUGUGAUCUAACCAGAACAGAGUACAGCAACACUAUUAACUCAAAGAUAUAAACAAUGUGCUAUAAAAUCCAUUUGCUAUUUUUCAUGCCUUAUCAUACUGAUUACUCUUUUCAGCUUUGUGGUCCACUAAAAACAGAUCUCUUUUUCAACAAACCACUAACCAUAUUUUACUCCUUCCUGUAAUUGUGAAAUUAAUGGUUUAAACCUAAAUUAGGACUUAAAUACCAUCUUAAUGAAUACUAGCCAAAUGUGAUAGUCUAUGGAGAUUAUUUUCUGAUUCUGUCUCUAAUUCCCAUCAUAUUAGCUAUGAGCUUUGGGUCGCCCACAAAUUUAAUUGUAAUGUCACAUAAACACUGAUAAGUGUUAAAUAGUACAUAUCAAGGCUAGAAUGCCAUGUUCCUCCACUAAAACUCCCCCUCUAAUUUGAUAUCAAGCCUUUGGGUCCAGUCAUUCAUCCAGGUCUGAAUCUUUGUAAUU
Molecule: messenger RNA, 2660 nt
Organism: Gracilinanus agilis (Agile Gracile Mouse Opossum)
Lineage: Eukaryota; Metazoa; Chordata; Mammalia; Didelphimorphia; Didelphidae
Gene: DHRS7C
Product: dehydrogenase/reductase 7C
Exons: 8
Coding region: 106-1056 (316 amino acids)
Biological process (GO): regulation of release of sequestered calcium ion into cytosol by sarcoplasmic reticulum
Cellular component (GO): sarcoplasmic reticulum membrane
Molecular function (GO): all-trans-retinol dehydrogenase (NAD+) activity
Source: RefSeq, a predicted model, not a curated record